CCACCCCUUGUCACCCACUUUGUGGAGUCACUACCUCGUCUCGAAGAGUGGACAGUAGGUUCGAGUCAAAAUGUCAGACGCCGCCCCUCCUGCUGCUCCUCCCGUGGAGAAUCCCCUCUACGUAUUCGAGCACUCCCUCUAUGUCGGCAACUAUAUGAGUGGCAUCCUCUACGGGAUCUCUUUGAUGAUGUAUAUCGCCACUAUGCAGGGGUUGCUGCAGAAGAGCGUCACCCGAACAUCUGCAAAGGCCCGACGGUUCUUUGCUAUUUAUAGCACGAUUCUGUUCCUGCUGUUGACGAUUGAUAUCGCGGUGAAUGCGAUUUGGUCACAGUUGUGCUGGAUCGAUGGGCGGAACCAUCCUGGAGGCGUUUUGGGGUACAUUGGCGAGAAUAUGGCGGUUUGGUAUCAGACUAUGGGCUCGACCACUGUCGUCGCUAUGAUCUUCAUGGGUGAUGCCCUCCUGCUCUACCGCAUGUAUGUCAUCUGGGGACAGAAUAUCUACGUUCUCAUCCUCCCAUGUCUCGCAUACCUCUGCGCUUUCGCUUUGGCAAUCAUUCAAUUGGUCACCGCCGCCAUGCCAGGCGCCAGCCUUUUCAAUGGCAAGUCUAUCAACUUCGGUGUCCCUUACUACACAAUCACCAUCUCCCUCAACGUCGUUAUCACCUCCUUGAUUUGCUAUCGUCUGCGCCGUCUCUCCAAGACCGUCUCUCAAGCACUCGGUAGGGAUAACGCAAGGAUGUACACCAGCGUUGCCGCGAUGCUCGUUGAAUCCGCCGCUCCUUACAGCCUCGUCGGCAUCAUGUUCCUCAUUCCCUACGCUCUCGAAAGCCAAACCGCUCUUUCUUUCGGUCAAGUCUGGGCCAAACUUACUUGCAUCUGCCCACAAAUGAUUGUAUUCCGGGUCAUCUCCGGCAAAGGCUGGACCAAGGAAACCGUCACCCAGGCCGAAAGCACUGUUGUCUUCAGUGGCAACAGGCCCGGAGCUAUGGCCUCGGGUAUUGAGCUGCGCUCUCAGCAUUACUCUACCCACAACACCACACUCGGGGGAACUGUCAACGAGAAGUGGGACGGUGAGAGGAGCACUAAAAGCUUGAACACCACUGUCUAAUUGGGCGGUGGACUGGUUUUCCCCGUCGGUCUGGGUUAUGGAUUCUUUGUUGGUUUGUUAUCGCGUCAGGCGCCUUCACAUUGUACUAUAGUUUAGUCCUCGUAACAUUAUUACUAAGUUGCAUCGUAUCAGUAGGUAUCGGCAUUGGAAUACAUCGCUCUCUGCUUCC
Coprinopsis cinerea okayama7#130 is the source of this 1277-nucleotide messenger RNA. RefSeq lists its product as hypothetical. The transcript is spliced from 5 exons. Lineage: Eukaryota; Fungi; Basidiomycota; Agaricomycetes; Agaricales; Psathyrellaceae. Bases 71 to 1108 code for a protein of 345 amino acids. The record is from RefSeq and is a predicted model, not a curated record.